This is a messenger RNA of Miscanthus lutarioriparius, 2217 nucleotides long. NCBI's taxonomy places the organism in Eukaryota, Viridiplantae, Streptophyta, Magnoliopsida, Poales, Poaceae. The record is from the annotation of a GenBank genome assembly.
AUGCCCCCGCGGCCGUCCCUCCACUCGCUGCUCCUGAUGGCCGCCUCCGCCUCGUCCUCCGCCGCCGCGGCCGGCGGGGGCUCGGGCCGCCUCCUCGCCGCGGGCGGUCAUCGCAUCCGUAUGCUCCACUCCUUCUCGCCGGGACGCGUCCCCAGGCGGCCCGAGGUAGCCUGCUGCGUGCGCGGCGCCCCGGACGCGCGGCGGUCGGCCCCCGCCCCCGCCCCACUGCGCUCCAGGAACGUUCAUUCAGCAAGCAACUAUGGAGCUGCUUCUGAGAGACUUGGGCAGCUCAUUCAGAAAUUGAAAAACAAAGGUAUUAAUCCGAAGCAGUGGAGACUUGGAAAUUUCCAGCGCAUGUUGUGCCCACAGUGCAAUGGUGGAUCUAGUGAGGAGUUGAGUCUCAGCGUCUUCAUCCGAAAGGACGGUAUGCAUGCAACGUGGAACUGUUUUAGAUCUAAAUGUGGCUGGAGAGGUUUUAUCCAGGCUGAUGGAGUUACCAACAUUUCCCAAGGAAAGACUGACAUAGAAAGUGAAACUGACCAAGAGGUUGAAGCUAAGAAGACAGCAAAUAAGGUUUACAGAAAAGUCAUUGAAGAGGACCUCAAUCUUGAGCCACUUUGUGACGAGCUUGUAGAAUACUUUUCUACGAGAAUGAUUUCAGCAGAAACACUUCGAAGGAAUAAAGUAAUGCAACGUAACUGGAAUAAUACGAUAUCCAUUGCUUUUACCUAUAGACGUGAUGGAGUUCUUGUUGGCUGCAAAUACAGGGCAGUUGAUAAGACAUUUUCACAGGAGGCAAACACGGAGAAAAUUUUUUAUGGUCUGGAUGAUAUAAAGCGUGCACAUGAUGUUAUCAUUGUGGAGGGUGAAAUUGAUAAGCUGUCCAUGGAUGAAGCUGGCUAUCGUAAUUGUGUCAGUGUGCCAGAUGGUGCACCACCCAAAGUGUCCAGUAAAAUCCCAAACAAAGAACAGGCAUCUAGGAUAAUAUUAGCAACUGAUGAUGAUCAUCCAGGUCAGGCUCUGGCCGAGGAACUUGCUCGUCGACUUGGUAAAGAAAGAUGUUGGAGAGUCAAGUGGCCAAAGAAGAAUGAUACAGAUACUUGCAAGGAUGCAAAUGAGGUACUGAUGUUUUUAGGUCCACAAGCAUUGAGAAAGGUUAUAGAAGAUGCAGAACUGUAUCCUAUAAGAGGCCUUUUUUCAUUCAAAGAUUUCUUCCCAGAGAUUGAUAAUUACUUUCUUGGAAUACAUGGUGAUGAGCUUGGUAUUCAUACUGGAUGGAAAUCUUUGGAUGAUCUUUACAAGGUUGCUCCUGGGGAAUUGACUGUAGUAACUGGAGUACCGAAUUCUGGUAAAAGCGAGUGGAUAGAUGCUUUAUUAUGCAAUAUAAACAAACAAUGUGGGUGGAAAUUUGUUCUGUGCUCGAUGGAAAACAAGGUAAAGGAGCAUGCUAGGAAACUCUUAGAGAAGCACAUUGAGAAACCAUUCUUUGAUGCUAGGUAUGGUGGGGAUGCACAGAGGAUGACUCCUGAUGAAUUUGAAGCAGGAAAACAAUGGUUAAAUGAAACUUUCCAUCUUAUUCGGUGUGAAGAUGAUAGCCUUCCAUCUAUUAAUUGGGUUCUUGACCUUGCAAAAGCUGCAGUUCUAAGACAUGGAGUGCGUGGUCUCGUGAUUGAUCCUUAUAAUGAACUUGACCAUCAGCGCCCCUCAAACCAGACGGAAACAGAAUACGUCAGCCAGAUUCUUACCAAGGUUAAGCGCUUUGCUCAGCACCAUUCAUGUCAUGUAUGGUUUGUUGCGCAUCCUAGACAGCUUCAUAACUGGAAUGGAGGCCCACCUAAUAUGUAUGACAUAAGUGGAAGCGCACAUUUCAUAAACAAAUGCGAUAAUGGAAUUGUCGUCCACAGAAACAGGGAUCCAAAUGCUGGCCCCCUUGAUGUUGUGCAGGUUUGUGUGAGGAAGGUGCGGAAUAAAGUGAUUGGACAAAUAGGAGAUGCUUUCUUGACAUAUGACCGGGUUACUGGUCAAUAUAAGGAUGCUGGUAAAUCCACUAUAGCAGCUGUAACAGCAGUGCAAAAGCGGCAAAACAGUUAUGCAAAGAGUAAAAAGGACAAUGUGGCAUAUGAGAUGCCAUUUCCACAUCCUGUUGAAGACGACUCGGUUUCUGGUGAAGACGACUCAAUUUCUAGUGAAGACGGCGGGAAUAGUUUUGGUCUCUGA